AUGGCAGAAACGAAACUGGCCUCUGGCCGUGUUCCGACGGUACAAGAUCAAGGUAACCAGGGCUUUUUUCAUCCAGGCAACCGGCGAUGCACAAGAAGCCCAACAACUUUGGCUCGAAACUGUACCCUCUUGGUCCACACGAAGCUGGCAGCAAUCUCAGUCGGUCUGGCCGAAGAUGGUAGGGAAUUGGCUAAAUUUCCCGUUGUCGCCAUAGCGACCGAGAAAUUGGGGUCCUCUUAUGGGCAGAUUGACGAA
This is a messenger RNA of Protopolystoma xenopodis, 255 nucleotides long. The record is from the annotation of a GenBank genome assembly. NCBI's taxonomy places the organism in Eukaryota, Metazoa, Platyhelminthes, Monogenea, Polystomatidea, Polystomatidae.